Molecule: messenger RNA, 940 nt
Organism: Acinonyx jubatus (cheetah)
Lineage: Eukaryota; Metazoa; Chordata; Mammalia; Carnivora; Felidae
Product: small ubiquitin-related modifier 2-like
Exons: 1
Coding region: 368-655 (95 amino acids)
Biological process (GO): protein sumoylation
Cellular component (GO): nucleus
Molecular function (GO): protein tag activity; ubiquitin-like protein ligase binding
Source: RefSeq, a predicted model, not a curated record
GUAAAGGACACCAAACAGACCAAACCACGAUGAGUAAAGGAAACAAUUUUGUGGAUAGACUAGCAAGAGUGCCGGCAAGGAAGGAAGAGCUUGCUACACGGGUCUUAGCUCUAAUUCCAGAAAACUCCUCUGCAAGAAAUAAGCCCAAACUAUACUCCCUCUGAGGCUCAAUGCACCUCACAGAGGGAUCUGAAAUGGAUUCAAAGGGAAGGUAUAUAUUGAAUAACAUGUAUGUACUCCCCAAGGCAUCGCAAUGGAAAAUUAUUAAGCCUUCUUCCGCCACUCCCGGUGCUGCUUGUGUGCUCGCUCGGUGUGGACACAGUACCUCUUGGGGGAAGCGGCAGCUGAGGGGACGCCGGCGCUCUCCAUGGCCAACGAAAAGCCCAAGCAAGAAGUCACGACUAAGAACAAUGAUCAUAUUAAUUUGAAGGUGGCAGGGCAGGAUGGUUCUGUGGUGUACUUUAAGAUUAAGAGGCAUACGCUACUCAGUAAACUGAUGAAAGCCUACUGUGAUCGGCAGGGUUUGUCAAUGAGGCAGGUCAGGUUCCGAUUCGAUGGGCACCCGAUCAAGGAAACGGACACACCUGCACAGCUGGAAAUGGAGGACGAAGACACAAUUGAUGUGUUCCAGCAGCAGACAGGAGGUGGCUACUAAACAGGGAUCCCGCCACUUUACUCUAGAACUCGGUUCCUCCAGACCAAGAAGAUAGGCUCAAUUAGAAAACCACAAUUCGGUUCUACCACAUCAUGACUACUACAGUACAGCUUUCUCUGUUCCUUCAUUUUCCCUUCCCCGUUCCUUUAUUGUACAUAGAGCAACUGUGUAUGUGCACAACCACAUUGCAUUUGUUUUUAACUAAACGGUCAAUGGUAUGUUUUGACUGACAUCAAGUGGCGAAAAAUACUGGUUCCGUGAAAAUAUCCCUUUUCUCCAUUAGUA